AUACUACAUUAUCUGAACCGGUUGAUAACUUACAUUGAUUUUGUUCUUGUUUUGUAAGCAUAGAAGAAAUGGACUCGCUCCUCUCUUGGCUCUUCUCUUCGGAGGAAGAAGAGUUGUACAUUUUGGACUGCCUGGGUUACUUUAUGGUUUUCAUGGCAGCCUGCACUUUCGUUACUUUGCUCUUUGAAAAUGUCCCAUACGGGCGAUAUGCUACAAGCAAAUAUGGGUUUCCAGUGAAUGUCAGGUUUGCGUGGUUUGUUCAGGAGCUUCCUGCCUUCCUGGUCCCUUUCUGUUUAGUGUUCUGGACGUCAUGUGCGAAAACCUCCCAGCUGCCCAACCAGCUGCUAAUAACCAUGUAUUUCUGCCACUAUGUUCAAAGAUCCCUUAUUUAUCCAUUUCUGAUAAGAGGAGGCAAACCAACACCAUUCGCCUCAUUUGCUCUGGCCAUUGUUUUCUGUCUGUAUAAUGGAUACAUGCAGAUCAGAUAUCUGAGCCAUUAUGCUGAGUAUCCUGCACACUGGGUUACACAUCCAUGUUUCAUUGCAGGGUCUGUGCUGUGGUUUGUUGGUUGGCUGAUGAAUGUGCACUCAGACCACAUCCUGAGGAACCUGAGAAAGCCGGGAGAGACUGGCUACAAGAUUCCCACAGGCGGCAUGUUUGAAUAUGUGUCUGGAGCAAACUUCUUGGGAGAGAUAACAGAGUGGGCGGGCUUCGCUUUGGCCGGCCACUCUAUCCACAGUUCAGCGUUCGCCAUCUUUACCGCAGUGGUCCUCGCCAGCAGGGCUGUGGCCCACCACAAAUGGUACCUCAGUAAGUUUGAAGACUACCCUAAGAGUAGAAAGGCACUGAUCCCUUUUCUGUUCUGAAGACUCUGUGGGUACUGAAAGUCUAAAAAGGUGAAGGAUCAUCAUCUUGCUGAAAAGAAUAUGUCCAUAAACAUUAUCUUCUGACAGAGGAAGGCUGUGAUGUCAGAGAAGUUCUUGAAAAUGCAGAUUGAAACGUGGGUUGUGUGCGUGUAUAUGAUUUGAGCUGUAAGGGUUUUUGUUAUUGUCAUCUCUGCGGUAAUAAUAUCCAUGGAUCAAAACCACCGACAGAACAACAAACGUCUACAACCAUAAGCUGAUUUUUUUGGAGGGUUUUGCUAUGAAAAAGCAACAGCAGAAAUUAGAUACUUUAACAGGGAUAUAGUGGAUUUAUAACACUGCUCUGCACCAGCAAUAAACAAUUACACCAGCAAUAUACAGUUUUAAGACUCUCGGCUGAUCUGCAUAUUCUCACAGAUGGAACAUAAACUUCAAAGUGCAAAGCAGACACUAAAAGAUGUCACUGUCAUUCUCUCAUCAACGAAAGGCUUUUCUACUUAACUCAUCCUCUAAAGAAGAGAAGCCACUUUGGAACAGUGACCACAUCUCUGAACUAAAGACUGACACUGCAGCAGGCCAAUCAGAAGCUACUCUGCUGCAGGGACAUCAAAUGGAGAUCAAGCAUGGGCCUCAAUAACUCACCCAUGCCUGAAAUGAAAGGAGGAGAGCGUUGCCUGGGCACGUCACUGCUAACAGGGAUGCAUUUGUGUUUAUGAAGAAAAACUAAAAGAAAAAAUGAGAAAGGAAAAUACAUCUCUUUAAUGUUUUAACAUCAGUUUAACAAUGAGCCAAAAUAAGCUUCUUAUGUACCUUUUGAACACUAUGUCUGUGGUUAUUAAUCCUGUCCUUAAACAGUAGAUUAUAAACAAGUGCAAUUAUCUCUUCACGAAUUACCUUCCUUCACAAGUGACAAAAAGCAUUUUCUCUUGACACUGGUCAUUUUAAACCUUCAAGUGGAGUUUUCUACAAUAAACAUAUGAAAAAGUA
This is a messenger RNA of Notolabrus celidotus (New Zealand spotty), 1850 nucleotides long. It is a transcript of the gene srd5a1, whose product is annotated as steroid-5-alpha-reductase, alpha polypeptide 1 (3-oxo-5 alpha-steroid delta 4-dehydrogenase alpha 1). Lineage: Eukaryota; Metazoa; Chordata; Actinopteri; Labriformes; Labridae. The record is from RefSeq and is a predicted model, not a curated record. Gene Ontology annotation, biological process: steroid biosynthetic process. Gene Ontology annotation, molecular function: 3-oxo-5-alpha-steroid 4-dehydrogenase activity. Gene Ontology annotation, cellular component: membrane. The transcript has 5 exons. Bases 69 to 866 code for a protein of 265 amino acids.